Molecule: messenger RNA, 2652 nt
Organism: Closterium sp. NIES-65
Lineage: Eukaryota; Viridiplantae; Streptophyta; Zygnematophyceae; Desmidiales; Closteriaceae
Source: the annotation of a GenBank genome assembly
AUGGCAUACGUCGCCACCCUAUCCCCUCAUCACGCCUGCAGACAGAGUGCUCAUCUCCGUGCCGCUGUCUCUCCUUCUCUCCGCGCCCACCGCCCUGAAAGACCCCCUCUAUGGCGCCUUUCUGCGCCGCCUGCACUCCCAGGGCCUGCUGGACCACCGCAUGCUCACCCUUACUCCCAUUCCCCCAUUUCUCCCAUCUUCCCUUCCCCGAUCCCCUUACGCAUUCUCCCCUACAUCAUCCCCGCACCUGGAGAUGCAGUUCUCAUCUCCGUGCCGCUGUCUCUCCUUCUCUCCGCGCCCACCGCCCUGAAAGACCCCCUCUAUGGCGCCUUUCUGCACCGCCUGCACUCCCAGGGCCUGCUGGACCACCGCAAACUCACCCUUACUCCCAUUCCCCCAUUUCUCCCAUCUUCCCUUCCCCGAUCCCCUUACGCAUUCUCCCCUACAUCAUCCCCACACCUGCAGAUGCAGUUCUCAUCUCCGUGCCGCUCUCUCUCCUCCUCUCCGCACCCACGGCCCUGCAAGACCCCCUCUACGGCACCUCUCUGCGCCGCCUGCACUCCCAGGGCCUGCUGGACCACCGCAUGCUCACCCUCACUCCCAUCCCCUAUAUUUCCCCAUUUUUCCCAACCCCCCUACGUCACCACCCCCUACUCUUCCCCCUCGCUCAGACACAGUGCUCAUCUCCGUGCCGCUCUCUCUCCUCCUCUCCGCGCCCACUGCCCUGCAAGACCCCAUCUAUGGCGCCUCUUUGCGCCGCCUGCACUCCCAGGGCCUGCUGGACCACCGCAUGCUUGUGCUGCUCCUGCUGCUGCUACAUCGAUGCCACCAGAAAGAACACUCCUUCUGGGCUCCGUAAGUUCUUCAGUUCGAGUAUUCGGAAAUAUCCUCUCUCUCCAGCCUGCUCUCCCAGGGCCUGCUGGACCACCACAUGCUCGUGCUCCUCCUGCAGCUGCUGCACUGCACCGCUGCCACCAGAAAGAACGCUCCUUCUGGGCUCCCUACCUCUCCUGCCUGCCACAGUGCUUUGACUCGCCUCUGUGGUUCGACCAGGCCACGUUGGAGGAGCUGCGAGGCACUCCUCUGUACAACGCUGCAUGUGCGCAGAGGGCCAACUUGAGGCGUGUGUACGAGGAGCAGGUGGAGCCAAUCUUUGCUGCUGUGGUGGUCGAAGCAGAGGGGGAGCAGAACAGUGGCGAUGCCUCCAGCUGCAUCUCCUUGGACGAUUUUCUCUGGGCCAAUUCCAUUUUCUGGUCGCGAGCUCUAACCCUCCAGCUCGCUCCCAGCCUCUCUGCCUAUGUCAACAUCGCUGUGCCGGAUGCUGAUGGUGGACAUGCUGGUGCUGGUGAUGCCGCUGCUGGUGCUGCUGUUUCUGAUGCUGAUCCUGCUGCUGAUGGUGCGGAUGGUGCCGAUGCUGUAGACGCCCCUUCAGCGUCCUCCCCACCACACAGUCUAGAGGCGAUUGUCCCAGGAGUUGACUUCUGCAAUCACUCCCUUCUGCCCUGUGCUCGGUGGGAGGUUCUCACAGCCAACCAGCUUACCCACUCUUCUGGAAACAAUGGCAGUUGGGGAGACGACCAUGGGAAGGGAAAAGAGGAAGGAAGAGGAGAUGGAGCAGUAGCAGGUUCAGCAUCGGGCUCACAUCCAGUUCAACAUAUGGCCAAAUCUGACGCUGUGUGCCUGCUGCAAGUAGUGCCUCCUGUGCAAGGCAACGAGGUUACCAUCAGCUAUGGGGAGAAGGGCAACGAGGAGCUUCUGUUUCUUUAUGGCUUCGCCAUUCCCAACAACCCCCACGAGCGCCUCAUGCUCAACUACCCCCCGGCACAGCUUCAGGAAGACCCAUGCGCCGAGACCAAGCUACAGCUCUUGGCCGUGCAGUGCCUCUUAAACAAAAGUCCCAUAGCAUCUUCAAACUGGACUGUGAUACCCAUGCUGCCAGUCACUUCCUCUCGUCUAUGUCUGCAAUCAUGCUCUGUCCCCCUUAUAGGACCUCUCACUACAAUGGAUCAUUCCGCGUUCCUCCAAGUAUCCAACAACGAUUGCCAGUAUGCCGGUGCUUCAUCUGCCAGGAGUCGGAAGGAGCAGGAGCGAGGGGAGAAGCAGGGGCAGGAGGACAAGCAGGGGCAGGAGGACAAGCAGGGGCAGGAGGACAAGCAGGGGCAGGAUGAGGUGCAGGUGCAGCAGGGACAGCAUAAGGAGGAGGAGGGUGGGGGGGAGCAAGAGGGGAGUGAGCAUGGGGAUGUGUUUCCCUCUAGCUUGAUGGCAGCACUGCGAGUGCUCUCACUCACAGAAGCCCAGUUGGAUGCUGCCACGUCAGCACUCCUGGAGGUACGCAAGGCUGACGUGGAUAUGACACCCAAGCGGCAAAACUUACCCAUCGCAUCCCUUCCCUUCCACCCUGCAUGGCAGCGCAAGGCAGCAGCAGGGGAGGGGGCUCUAAGCCCUGAGGACGCAAGCGAGGCAGUGAGAGAGGCAGCGGGGGGGGAUGCACAGGCGCUGCUGCUGCUGCAACAACUUCUGCAGCAUAGGAAUGACAGCAUGGUGCAGGGCACGGGGACUGCUGAAGAGAACACUGCAUGGCUCAACGCACAUGCACACAUUGAUGAGCCGAAGUCACCUCACAUCCUUUUCACUCCCUGCUCUCAGGCUUGA